AUGUUACUUCCCCGGGAACAUUUGCCUCUGGCUAGUCUCGAUUUUUCUGCCCCCGAUAAUGAAUUACCACAGACCCGUUUCGUCGAGUCUCAUGUCAAGAUUCUGGAUCUUGAAAGUCGCCUAGGGUCUUCACCGAGCAUUGUAAUUGCAAGAAACGAGCCAAAACGCACAAUAUAUGCCCUCGAGAGACAACAAAAUGGUCUGUACGUCAUGUGCAAACUGGGUUCUUGGGUCGACCUUGGAGAAUUGGCAAGGCGGGCCACGGCACUAUGCCACGAACGUCUGGCUCCUGCCACGCAGCACCGACACGAGAGGGAAGAUAGCGCGGCAUUGACGACACCCCAUUUGUACAAGGAGCAUAAGAAGAAGAGAGCUGCCAUUGAGGCUAUUCAAAGCCUCGUCAGGAAGAAAUCAAAGCCUCAGGCGGUGCAGCAAGAACAUGGAAGCAUCGAAAAAAACGACGAAGUGGAUGUAGACACACGGGUAUCGCGACUGCCACCCCCAGAGAUCAAAUCCGACGAACAACAUUUGGUGAACGUACAGGAUGCGUCAACGACUUCCGUUGACGACGCGACGCCAGCUUCGUCGCAACAAACCGCAGAGGAAAUAUUUGACAAUAUUCGCACGCAAUAUUUUGAAGCAUUGUACAGAUCUAUGGGUUCGUUGGCGUAUUUUGCCAAAGGUCCCCUUUCACGAGCGCGAUCCGCAUUCCACCUGGAUCUCGAGUCCAAUUUGAACAUGUCAGACUUGAUCGAAUUUUUGAAGAGUCUGAUCCUUACGACGAUGCAAAUAGACAAAAAAUAUCGUGAAACCAUUCCAGAAAUCAUUGCCAAAAUGAAGACUUUGAUCGAGACUUCAGACGAAGGUCGUAAGAAGAAGCGCAAGCUUAGAAAAAUGAAGCUUGGAAAGGAUUCAUUAUAUCCCAUGGAAGACGAAAGCAUCCGCAGGUGGUGGAAUGCGAACAAGCCGGAAACUAACGAGGAAGAAGCAUCAAUCUCGACAACACAACUCAAGUCGCAUGUUUUGAUGCUUCGAACCAGGGAGACUCAACUUCAAAUGAUUCUGAUUCUGGAAAUUCUUGCCUUGGAGCCGUUGAAAGCUGCGGAUGAAGCCGCGGUUUCGAACCUGCCCACCUUGCCAGGAGCAGACUCCCAACAAGAGCAGAAUAUGGCAACCCCGCCUAAGAAGCGGAACAAGCAUAACUUACCCGUCUUGUUAGAUGUACACGCAGACCGACUUACCAUUUGGCAGUCCACUGCCUUUGAUGAACAUCUCUUGUUGGCAGACUCUCAAGCUACACAUACUUUGGCCGAGGGCCAGACCCAGCAGAAAGCCUCGUCGGAGCCAUUGAGGGACUUUUGUGUGGAUGUAAUUGUACCCUUCUUUUCCGCCCGAUUGCCAGAGCGAUGCGAUGCGAUCAGUCGCAAACUCGGCGGUCCGGUUAUUGUGUCUCCUGUCACAUCCAAGGCACUGAAGCGAUUCUCUAGCAAAAAGGAGCAAAAGCCAGGCACUGCUACAAAGCGACCAGCUCCGCUUAAUUCCAGGAGAACACUGCAACGGGCUCUAUCAACGGAGCAGCUACAUCGGCGCAGCGUUUCCAGAGGCCCCAGCAACACAAUCGCACUAUUAAGAUCUGCAACGUCAACGUCUGUGCCAGGAAUAAAGCGCGAGGGAAGUGAGCCCUUGUCCUUGAAAGAUCUACAUAGAGUAGACUCUCUAAUGGGCAGAUCAAGACAACCUUUACUAUCACGGAGUAACAGCGCAAGCAAUCUUGAAGAAACCAAAGCAAGUAGGAAGGCACUGGUGGAAGCAGAGCUGAAGGAUGCAAUUUCUGCCCUGAGGAAACCGAAUCGUGAGGUUGUUGGCAAGGCUAUGGCAGAAGCAGACCAACGCCGCGCCAUAGCUAGUUUGUCUGCAAAGAAACCAAAGAGGAUGCCUAGGAGCACGUUGGCUUCUUCAAUUCAUGUUAAGGCCACGCCAGCAAACAAUCGCUUCCGAGACGUCCUCGCGAUGAAACAAGAGUCGCUCGUAGACGUCCCUCUGGAAAGCAUGGAGGAAGUCAUACCUCCCUCGAGCAUUGACCAUUUGAUUCCGUCCACAGGACACAGACAUAGUCACAGAGACGCUUUGGCGGAUAGCGUCUCGCCCGCUAUGGAUCUUGUUUGUGGUACACCAGCCCGGCCCUCGCUGCAGGCCAGUUUUAUUAGACGUAUGGCCAGCGACGGGCUUGCGAUUCCACAAUCAUCUCCACUGAUUAGCAGAAACAUAGGCAUGGUAGAUGAGUCCGCUGGGCCUCAAAGCCCAGUCGGAGACCCCACAGGAUUUCGAUCUUUGACCAAACUGUCUGACGAGGUCAUGGCAACACCAGUCAGGAAGAAUGUAUCAAGACUGGAUUUGAUCCAAAGUCCAGUGCCUGUCAAGGAAUCUGACCAGCAGAGGACGGUGUCGAUUUAUGAGAAACUCGGUUGGGACGAUGACUUUGAUGACAUUUGA
This is a messenger RNA of Metarhizium acridum CQMa 102, 2493 nucleotides long. RefSeq lists its product as uncharacterized. The record is from RefSeq and is a predicted model, not a curated record. Gene Ontology annotation, cellular component: DNA replication preinitiation complex. Lineage: Eukaryota; Fungi; Ascomycota; Sordariomycetes; Hypocreales; Clavicipitaceae. Gene Ontology annotation, biological process: DNA replication initiation.